Molecule: messenger RNA, 1857 nt
Organism: Bipolaris oryzae ATCC 44560
Lineage: Eukaryota; Fungi; Ascomycota; Dothideomycetes; Pleosporales; Pleosporaceae
Product: glycosyltransferase family 22 protein
Exons: 5
Coding region: 1-1857 (618 amino acids)
Biological process (GO): GPI anchor biosynthetic process
Cellular component (GO): endoplasmic reticulum membrane
Molecular function (GO): alpha-1,2-mannosyltransferase activity
Source: RefSeq, a predicted model, not a curated record
AUGCCCUCCAUCACCGACUCCGCAGGCGACACGAAUCCGAGCGGGACUGGUGCUCCACCACGGAAUCUUCCUACCAGCUAUCGUGACUCGGCGCCACCUGUUUUGGCCCUGCUGCUUGCUUUCCGCCUCACAAACGCAUUGGCCUUGCACACCUUUUUCCAGCCAGAUGAGUUCUUCCAGUCUCUCGAGCCUGCCUGGCAGCUAGCCUUUGGCGACGCGAGCAAUGCCUGGAUCACUUGGGAGUGGACAAGCCGCUUGCGCUCUUCCCUGCACCCAGCGCUAUUUGCAGCCGUCUAUCGUGUCGCGGCACAUGUCGCUCAAGCCAGUGGAUUGAGCUUACCAGCUAAAGCCGAGAUCCUCCUAGUGGCGCCGAAAGUUACCCAGGCCGUCUCCGCAGCCUUGCUCGACUGCUACACAUGGAAGCUCGCCGGAAAAGUUUACGGUCGUGGCAGCCGUACUGCCCUUGCUGCUCUUGCAUUGUCUGUCUGCAGCCCCUGGCAAUGGUUCUGCGCUACCCGGACCCUGUCCAAUUGCCUUGAGACUACCAUUACCUCCAUUGCCAUCUACCACUGGCCUUGGCAGGGUACAACGGACACCAGGCAAGUGGAUCCUAGUGCUAAAGCGCAGCAGCAUUCACAUACCCAUCUCGGCUCCCUCUCCCAGUUGCGUCUCUCCCUACUACUGGCUGCGCUUGCAUGCAUUCUCCGGCCCACCAAUGCUCUCAUCUGGAUAUCCGUAGCUCUUCCAACGCUGUGGCAAGCUUCUCAGACGUUGCGGUAUGUGCUGGUCCGCGAAACCUUGCUCUGUGGCUGCGUUGUCUUCCUUGCCUCACUCGCAUCCGACCGCUUGUAUUACGGAGUCUGGACCAUUCCGUCUCUCCGGUUUCUCUACUUUAACAUUGCCCAGUCUCUAGCCGUUUUUUACGGCAAGAAUCGUGCUGACUACUAUUUCACCGAGGGUUUGCCGUUGCUGCUAACCACCGCACUCCCAUUUGCCAUUGUCGGCUUAUGGCAAUCACUACAGCCUCAAAACCAAGACACGACUGUAGGCCGUCGUAUCCUAACCCGUCUAUCAUGGACGACCAUGAUCAUGACCGUGACGCUAAGUCUAAUCUCGCACAAGGAAGUCCGCUUCCUGUACCCUGUCCUCCCCUUUCUCCACGUAAUAUCUGCGCAGCCGUUGACCCAGUUUCUGCCGGCGCACACGGCAGCACCAUGGCGACGAGGCGCCAUCCUCCUGCUUCUUACAGCAAACAUACUUCUAGCCGGUUACGCGUCGCAGGUCCAUCAACGUGGCGUCAUCGACGUCCUCGGCUACAUCCGCCAUAAACAUGAAACGCGCAAUACGCUAUCAUCCAUGUCUUCUUCCCACAAUCACCACCAGGGCUCCCGCAUCAAUACCAUCACAAAUACCACUGUUGCCUUUCUCAUGCCCUGCCACUCGACGCCCUGGCGCUCCCAUCUCGUCUACCCUGAAAUCUCCGCUUGGGCCUUGACCUGCGAACCCCCUAUUCACGUUCCUCUCGCAGACCGUGAGUCCUACCUGGAUGAGGCAGACGAGUUCUACAUCCGUCCUGGCCCUGCAGCCUGGCUCCAGGCCAACAUGGAAGAUGUUGAGACGGUGAAGGAUGCAGGGAGCAGAUCGGGUCAGCAUUGGAUGCGCCACGAUCCAAAGUUUAAACGCAAGUAUCGCCGGGAGUGGCCGCAGAAUCUUGUCUUUUUUGAACAGUUGGAAGGGGUGCUGAAGGAGCAUUUGGCGGGUUCGAGGUAUACCGAGUGUUGGAGGGGGUUCAAUUCGCACUUUCAUGAUGAUUGGAGGAGGGUGGGGGAUGUGGUUGUUUGGUGCUUGGAUGGGUGA